GUCUAUUAUAUGAAGCACUUUUUUGAAUUUUAUAAUAUUGUUCUGUCUGUUUUAUUGUCAUUUUUCUUUUAAAUUCUUAGAAUGAAGGCGCAGUUCUGCACGGUCUUAUUAGUAUGUUCUUUUUCUUCUGCGGUCUCGUUCAGUUUUAAAACGUUAUUCAAUUUCAACGGAAAGCCUGAUCCGAAUGACGGACUCAACACACUACAGUUGAUAAGAAAAGAGGGUUAUUCGGCUGAAGCCCAUGUAGUAUUGACGGACGAUGGUUAUCUCUUGACGAUGCAUCGGAUUCCAGGAAAACCUAAAGCAUCCGCGAUUUUUUUACAACACGGUGUAUUGGGUAGUUCUGCAGAUUGGGUUAUACUUGGAAAGGAGAAAGCUCUCGCUUACUUAUUGGCUGAUCAGGGUUAUGAUGUGUGGCUUGGAAAUUUUCGUGGCAAUACUUAUUCCAGAGCGCACAUUUCUUUGUCCUCUGAUGAUCCAAAAUUUUGGAACUUUAGUUGGCACGAAUCAGGUGUCUAUGAUCUACCAGCGAUGAUUACUUAUAUCGUGAAACUAAAAGAAGACUUUUUGAGAGCGUAUAUUGGAUUCUCCAUGGGUACAACGUGUUUCUACGUGAUGGCUACCGAACGACCGCAAAUAGCAAGACUGUUGCAAUCAGCGUACAGUCUUGCUCCAGUAGUGUUUAUGAAACACGUACAAUCUCCUUUACGGUAUUUAGCUCCGUUUGCAUAUGAUUAUAAGACGAUUUUCUCCCUAUUCGGAGAAGGCGAGUUUCUUCCACAAAAUACUCUUGUAAAAUUCUUAUCAAAAUAUUUGUGUAAUUUUAAUUUUUUGGAAAAAAAAAUUUGUGCUAAUUCGCUGUUUGUUAUUGUUGGAUUCGACAGGGCGGAAUUUAAUUAUACACUGUUGCCAACGAUCUUGAACCAUACACCGGCUGGUACGUCUUCAAAGACCUUGGUUCAUUACGCCCAAGCAAUAAAAUCUGGAGAUUUUAGACAAUAUGAUUAUGGUAAAAAACAAAACAUAAAGAUUUAUAAUAAUACUCAACCACCUAGGUACAAUUUAUCGAAGAUUACACUACCAAUAACAUUGUUCACUGCCAAUAACGAUUGGUUGUCUAAUCCUAUUGAUGUGAUGCAGUUAACCAAUGAGUUACCACAGCAGCCAACUAUAUAUAAAGUGCCAUUUCAAAAAUUUAAUCAUAUAGAUUUUUUGUGGGCUAUAGAUGUACCCACGUUAGUUUAUAAAAAACUACUUGAUAUGAUAUAAGACAG
Messenger RNA from Eufriesea mexicana, 1274 nucleotides. RefSeq names its product lipase 3. The record is from RefSeq and is a predicted model, not a curated record. The transcript has 7 exons. Lineage: Eukaryota; Metazoa; Arthropoda; Insecta; Hymenoptera; Apidae. The coding region runs from base 82 to 1269 and encodes 395 amino acids. Gene Ontology annotation, biological process: lipid metabolic process. Gene Ontology annotation, molecular function: hydrolase activity, acting on ester bonds.